AAUGGCGAGUGGGAUGAGUUAAAGACUGUGAUGGAGGGAGAUGUUCUCACUCUACAAACAAGAGACACUGAGAGUCUCAGUGAAGUAACAUGGCUGUUUAAACGAGGUGAUCAAACUGUUCGUAUCGCACAGAUGUAUCAGGGUUAUGAACCCUUUUAUGAAGAAACACUAACCGGCAGAGUGAAAAUGAACCCAAAGACUGGAGCUCUGACCAUCUGGAACAUCAGCAGCAGCGAAUCUGGACUUUAUCAAGUUUCUCUCCACAGUGGAUCUGUCUCAGAGAAAAGGUUCAGAGUGGAUGUUUACAGGCCUGUUUCUGUGCCUGUCAUCAGGUCUCUUGUUAGUGUAAACCAAACUCAAGGUUCAUCAAAGUCACAGAAGAUGAAGGAGGUCUGCUCUGUGUUGUGUUCUGUGAAAAAUUAUCGAGGUGUGUUUAUCUCGUGGUAUAAAGGAGGAGAAAUGUUGAACCAGACCAGCAAUCCUGAUCUCAGCAUCAACCUCAGUUUACCAUUAGAGCUUCAUUAUAAUGAUCCAGAGACCUACAGCUGCACGGCUGCAAACCCAGUGAGCAAUAAGAGUGUCUUUCUGCAAAUGAAAGAGAUCUGCCUCUCUUCUCUUUCAGAUUAUCAGGAUCAUUGCGGCAUUACUGAGGCUCUGGUUCAUCUGGUUCUGUCUGGUCUGCUGGGAAUCGCCAUCAUUGUCUUUCUGGUUGAACAUCUGAGGUUCAGCUCAUCUCAGAGAAGAGCUGCUUCUUCUAUAUGAUGGUGACUUGCAUGAGAUGCUACAAUGGCAGGCUCAGCCCUUGUUGUCUUGUGAGUCCACACAAUGUCUUGUACUUACAUUUUCAUCAUCAUCCUAUCAAGCUCCAAGUUCAGGUCCUUCUUCAUUGUCCACUGAUAAGUUUGUGUCAACCACAAUCUCUAAGGAUUCAUCUGUGGCUGGUUCA
Molecule: messenger RNA, 946 nt
Organism: Sinocyclocheilus rhinocerous
Lineage: Eukaryota; Metazoa; Chordata; Actinopteri; Cypriniformes; Cyprinidae
Product: CD48 antigen-like
Exons: 4
Coding region: 31-762 (243 amino acids)
Source: RefSeq, a predicted model, not a curated record